UGUGGGCGGGGCGAGGCCGGCCCGGCAGUUCCGGGCUCAGCACACGCGGGUCGGGGCGGCGGCGAUCGAGGACUGGCACCGGGAUCGGGAUCGGCACCGGCACCGGGGCAGCGCCGCGAUGCAGCCGCCGCCGCGCAAGGUGAAGCUCACCCAGGAGCUGCGGGUCCAUCUCCUGGAGCAGCUGUCGGGCCUGCAGAGCAAACAGCAGCGGGACGCCGAGCUGCUGGAGGACAUCAGGUCCUACAGCAAGCAGAGGGCCACCAUUGACAGGGAGUAUGGGCAGGCGCUGCAGAGGCUGGCGAGCCAGUUCAUGAAGAGAGACUGGCAGCGGGGCCGUGGCGAGGCCGGUGACUCCAGGAGCGUGGCCGCUGUCUGGAAAGGCGUCAUCGAGGGGACAGCACACACCGGGCAGGUCCGGGUCACCGCCUCCGAGAGCUACCGCGCCCUGGCUGCCGAGGCCGCCCGCAGCGCCCGCCUCUCCAAGGAGAGGACACUCAAGAAGGGCAUCGAGCGGCUGCAGAAGGCGCAGGCGGAGCUGCUGGAGACGGUGAAGGAGCUGGACAAGGCGAAGAAGCAGUUCAGCCACCUCCAGCGCAGCAGCGAGGUGGCCAAGGACAAGGCGGCCGAUGUGGAGGCGCGCCUCCGGAAGAGCGACCGGCGGAUAUUUCACACCAAGGCCAGUCUGCAAAAGCUCAGUGCCAAGUUCUCAGCGCGACUGGCCGAGCACUCGAGGCAGCUGGCAGGGGUGCAGAACGAGUACAGCUUCGCCCUGGUGUCUGCCUCUGCCCACCUGGAGCAUUACCAGCGUGUGGAGCUGCCCGCUGCUAUGCAGGUAGGACCCCCGUGCCCCAUCCCCAGGAUCCCACAGGGAACCAGCAGGGAGGGCACAAGGCCAGGGCUGGCUGCCGUGAGGGGGAUCAAGGAUGCUCCAUGUGGCAGUUCUGGGGGGGUUCCCACCCGCUUUACCCCAGGCACUGGAUGGGGACCUCUACGAGCGGCUCCGGGAGCACUUGUCGGCCGCCAGCCGGACAGAGGUGGAGACCUGCCGGGCCACCCGGGACUGGUUCCAGGGCGUUGUGGAGGCGUCUGCACGGGUAACAGCACCGUCCUGCGAGCUGGCUGGGACAGGAGGGCACGGCUGAGCCCUCGGCCCCAUGCUGCUCCCCUGCUGCAGGUGUGCCGGGAGCAGGACCUCCUCCUCUUCCUGCACGACCACCCUGCCUUCUCCCUGGCGCCUGAGCAGCGCUUCCAGCUCUCCGGGGUGGAGGAGGUAAGUGGAGGGGGUCAUUACAGCAAGGUGGGGUCUGCACAGCCACCCCUUUGUCACCCCCGUGUCCUUGCCCAGGUGUGCCUGCUGCCACCAGCAGACGACGGGGCCAGCCUGGAGAAGGAGGCACGGCGCUGGGCCACGCGAGUGGCCCGGGACCACAAGAACAGGGCGCACAGCGAGGAGGUGCUGCAGCGGCUGGAGGCCAGGCGGCAGCAGGGGCCGGAGGCAGAAGCGGCGGCUGUGGAGCGGCAGAUGGAAGAAGCGAGGGAAAACAUCCGGAAGGCAGAGGUGAGCCGAGUGAAAGCCCAGGCACGGCUGGCGCUGCUGCAGGCAGCAGGGCUGGACGUGGACGCCUGGCUGGCCGGGGCCACCAUGGUGGGGACAGGUGAGGAGACCCCCACGGGGCUGGACCCGGCCGAGUUCGAUGACUACGAGGACAGUGAUGAGUCGGAUGAGGAUGAUGAGCCUGGGCCUGCUGCUCGCACCUACCCCUACACCUGCCGGGUGAUCUUUGGCUACCAGGGCUGCCAGGCGGACGAGCUGUCCAUCAGCCAGGGCGAGGAGCUGGAGAUCAUCGAGGAUGGGGAUGCAGAGGAGUGGGUGAAGGCUCGGAACAAGGCAGGGCAGGUUGGCUACGUCCCUGAAAAGUACCUGCUGUCCCUGGGGUGUGACUCGGGGGCUGGGCUCGGCCCCCCAGGCCCCUCUGCCUUGCAGCGCCAGCUCUCCAGCAUCAUGGCUGCAGAACUGGUGCUGGAGCCUGGAGCCUGGCUGGUGCGAGCCCUGUACGACUACGAGGGGCAGAGCCCCGAGGAGCUGAGUUUCCCUGAGGGAGCCAUCAUCCGGGUGCUGCCCCGCGCCGCCGGCGAGGUGGACGAUGGCUUCUGGACCGGCGACUUCGACGGCCGCGUCGGCGUCUUCCCCUCCUUGGUGGUGGAGGAGCUCACCGGGGCCCGGGAGGCAGCCGGGCAGGAGCUGCCGUCGCCGUCCCCUCCGCCCUUCUCCCCUCCUGGCCUGGCACCCGGGGCCAGCCUGGUCCCCAGCCCUGCUCCUGAGACAGCGCUGGGAGGUUGCCGGCAGGAUGGCACGGGCAGCGGGCAGAGUUCUCCAGACCUGGCUGCCACACGUCUGCGGCCGCUCCGUGCGCCGCCCCCACCGCCCGGCAGAGCCCCCGAGCCCGACCCCGAGCUUCACCUCAGCUGACCCUGUGGGUCCUCCCAGCCCCCCAAGCCCCAAAAAGCUUUGCCCAAGCAAGCCACCACAGGCUGCUGUCCCAGCAGUGGGGACUGGUGCUGCCCCAUGCCCUGAGCUGGUCUCUCCAGGGGCUGCAUCCUGCCCAGUGCUGCUUGCAGAGUGGUCCUGCAUCCCGGUACAGCACCCAGAACCCCUCUUUUGGGGUGCCCG
This is a messenger RNA of Poecile atricapillus (Black-capped chickadee), 2671 nucleotides long. It is a transcript of the gene FCHSD1, whose product is annotated as FCH and double SH3 domains 1. Gene Ontology annotation, cellular component: recycling endosome; neuromuscular junction. The coding region runs from base 119 to 2470 and encodes 783 amino acids. NCBI's taxonomy places the organism in Eukaryota, Metazoa, Chordata, Aves, Passeriformes, Paridae. The record is from RefSeq and is a predicted model, not a curated record. Gene Ontology annotation, biological process: neuromuscular synaptic transmission; regulation of actin filament polymerization. The transcript is spliced from 16 exons. Gene Ontology annotation, molecular function: protein binding.